Molecule: messenger RNA, 10255 nt
Organism: Harpia harpyja (harpy eagle)
Lineage: Eukaryota; Metazoa; Chordata; Aves; Accipitriformes; Accipitridae
Gene: SFMBT2
Product: Scm like with four mbt domains 2
Exons: 21
Coding region: 185-2866 (893 amino acids)
Biological process (GO): regulation of DNA-templated transcription
Cellular component (GO): nucleus
Molecular function (GO): transcription corepressor activity; histone binding
Source: RefSeq, a predicted model, not a curated record
GGACGGGUCGGCUCCGCUCCGCUCCGCGCAGCGCCGCGCACCGCGGGGGUCUCGCCGCUGAGGCGCGGGAAAAAAAAAAAAAAAGAAAAACACCUCCCCAAAAAAGCCAAACUUGCCCAGCUUGUCCUCUAGGCGCUCCCUGCUGCAGGAUGAAUUAGGAAGGCAAGGCCUCUUCCUCUGAACCAUGGAGACAAGGGCGUCUUUCAUCGCCACCAUGCAAGAGACCCAGCAUCUCUCCCCAGAGAAGGGUCAGAGCCCGGCCAACGGCAACAUGGAGCAGUUUGAUUCAGAUGAGGGCUCCAGCAUUGAGGACACAGACUUCAACUGGGACGAGUUCCUGGAGGAAACAGGAGCCAGUGCUGCUCCCCACACCUCCUUCAAACACGUUGAAAUCAGCCUUCAAAGCAGUUUCCAACCAGGGAUGAAAUUAGAAGUGGCCAACAAGAGCAAUCCGGACACGUACUGGGUGGCUACGAUCAUUACAACAUGUGGACAGCUCUUACUGCUUCGUUACUGUGGCUAUGGAGAUGACCGCAGGGCGGAUUUCUGGUGUGACGUGAUGACAGCGGAUCUUCACCCAGUUGGCUGGUGUACACAGAAUAACAAGGUCCUGAUGCCUCCAGAUGCAAUCAAAGAGAAAUACAUGGACUGGACAGAGUUUCUCAUACACGAUUUGACCGGCGCCCGGACUGCACCUGCAAAUUUACUGGAAGGCCCUCUGCGAGGAAAAAACCCUGUAGACCUCAUUACAGUUGAUUCCUUAAUAGAGCUGCAGGAUUCCCAGAAUCCCUUUCAGUACUGGAUAGUUAGUGUGGUUGAAAAUGUUGGAGGAAGAUUACGCCUUCGCUAUGUGGGAUUGGAGGAGACUGAAUCCUAUGACCAGUGGUUGUUUUACUUGGAUUGCAGACUUCGACCAGUCGGUUGGUGUCAAGAGAAUAAAUACAGAAUGGACCCACCUGCAGAUAUCUAUUCUCUGAAGAGUGUAUCUGAGUGGAAAUGCGCUCUGGAAAAAUCCCUUAAUGAUGCAGCAAAUUUUCCUCUUCCAAUGGAAGUGUUCAAGGACCAUGCUGAUUUGCGAAACCACUUCUUCACUGUGGGAAUGAAGCUGGAGGCGGUGAAUAUGAGGGAGCCGUUUCAUAUCUGUCCUGCAUCAGUGACCAAGGUUUUUAACAGUCAUUAUUUACAAGUGACCAUUGAUGACUUGAGACCUGAACCCAGCAAAAUCUCAAUGCUUUGCCAUGCGGAUUCCUUAGGGAUCUUGCCAAUACAGUGGUGCCUUAAAAAUGGAGUCAAUCUCACACCUCCCAAGGGUUACUCUGGCCAGGACUUUGACUGGGCAGACUACCAGAAGCAGUGUGGAGCGGAGGCAGCGCCUCACCUGUGCUUUAGAAACACAUCCUUCAGCCGUGGCUUUACUAAGAACAUGAAGCUGGAGGCAGUGAACCCCAGGAACCCUGCAGAGAUAUGUGUCGCUUCUAUCACCUCAGUUAAAGGAAGGUUAAUGUGGCUUCACCUUGAAGGUUUACAGAUGCCCUCUCCAGAGUACAUAGUUGAUGUAGAGUCUAUGGACAUUUUCCCCGUUGGCUGGUGUGAAGCGAAUGCUUAUAACCUAACUCCACCACACAAAGCUGUUUUGCGAAGGAAGAGAAGAAUUGCAGUUGUGCAACCAGAAAAGCAGUUACCAUCCACAGUGCCUGUUGAGAAAAUACCUCAUGACCUCUGCCCGGUUCCUCAGCCAGACACAACAGGCACCAUCAAUGGGAGAUACUGCUGCCCUCAGCUCUACAUCAACCACCGCUGCUUCUCAGGUCCAUAUUUAAACAAAGGCAGAAUAGCAGAGCUACCUCAGUCUGUCGGGCCUGGCAAGUGCGUGCUGGUCCUCAAAGAGGUUCUCAGCAUGGUGAUCAAUGCAGCUUACAAGCCAGGGAGUGUUUUACGAGAACUGCAGCUAGUGGAAGACCCUCAGUGGAAUUUCCAAGAAGAAACACUUAAAGCAAAAUACAGAGGGAAGACAUACAGGGCAACCGUUAAGAUUGUGCGGACAUCGGAUCAGGUAGCAGAUUUCUGCAGAAGAGUCUGUGCAAAGUUGGAAUGCUGCCCCAACUUGUUCAGUCCUGUUCUGGUGGCCGAAGUCUGCCCAGAGAACUGCUCCAUUCAUACUAAAACCAAGUACACUUAUUAUUACGGGAAGAGGAAAAAAAUCAUUAAGCCACCAAUUGGGGAAAAUAACAACAUGAAAAGUGGACAUGUCAAGCCAGCCAGACGCAGAAAGAGACGGAAAUCCAUCUUUGUGCAGAAGAAAAGGAGGUCAUCAGCUGUCGAUUUGAAUGCUGCAGGCUCUGCAGAGGAGAGCGAAGAUGACGAGCCGGACGCGAUGGAGGACGAGACGGGAAGCGAGGAAACCAGCUCAGAGCUCCGGGAUGACCAGACGGACACCUCUUCUGCCGAGGUCCCCUCCGCCAGGCCCCGGCGAGCGGUCACCUUGCGGAGCAGCACCGAGUCGGACAGACCUCCUCCCACGGAGAGAGCCCGACGGAGCCGGAGACCGCAGCCCCACUCCUACAGCGAGGCGGAGAAGUGCGCGCAAGUCAAGGAGGAAAUUAAGCAAGAAGAGGAAGAGAAGCUCAUCCUGGACAGUAAUCCGUUGGAGUGGACCGUGACUGAUGUCGUGAGGUUUAUUAAACUGACCGACUGUGCACCCCUUGCCAAAAUAUUUCAGGAGCAGGACAUCGAUGGCCAAGCCCUUCUGUUGCUGACACUGCCCACGGUGCAAGAAUGCAUGGAACUGAAGCUUGGUCCAGCCAUCAAACUGUGUCAUCAGAUCGAGCGAGUAAAAGUUGCUUUCUAUGCACAAUACGCCAACUGACUGCACUUCUCCAUUUCUUUCUGUUCUCCUUGUUCCCUCUCUUUUUUAACAUUUCAACUUGUUCAAGGGUUUUUUUUCCCCUAUCCCUUUUCUUUUCCGAGAACACGUGGAAUUGGAAGCACUGGGAAUUAAUCUGUAGGCAAGGAAAAAAAAAAAACCCAGAACAGAAAACUAGCAACAAAUUGAACUAUUUUUUCUGUACUUGUAAAGCACACCGAAAGACUGCUGGCAUCUCUCCUCGUGAGCCUCACCAACCCGUUACGCAGUGGUGCAAGGCCAGCACGGAUCAGAUGGUUUGUCAUUUGUUAAAACAAAGCUACCGAUGGCAGAUGCAUUCCCAAGGGGAAGGGUUGGACACUUCCAGAUGAUGAUGGUUUGUCUAGGCCAAUUUCUGGACAUGAACAUUUCUUUUAGCCAACUCUGACACACUUCUUUCAUAUUGAAAUGUAAGUGAUCAUUUGUAGCAUUGUAGCUGGGGUUUACUGCAAAUUUGAUCUUAGUGAUCAAAGGGCUUUUUUUCUCCCGCCUCUCCAGUCUUAGAAAAAGUGUUAUACCAGUCAUACGCUAUUUAUUAUUCCCGAGUGAUUUAUGAAAAAGGACUCAACCCAUGGUCUCUGUAUGGUAUCAGACAAAGCUGCAGUGAACUGACAGGGAUGCAACAAGACCUAGUGUGCAGUAAUGUGUCCUGAGCUGUGCUGGCUGUGCACAAUAAGCUGAAUGUCUCUGUGAUGGGAUCUGUACAGUGCUGCAUUCUUGUACAGGAACAUGCACAAAAGCUUUCAUAGUCAAGCCCGUGCUCUUAAAUCCAAGUCACUUUAAAGACCUGACUUUGAGCCCCACAGAGUAAAAGGAAAAAAAGCUAUUCAGAUUUAAUGAUGAGACUGUUGAGUGAAUGCUGGUUUCAUUUGCACCUUCAUGAAUCUGGUUGCUAGGUGGGAAUAAAAAGCAUCAAUCUUUUCAGGCUGCGUACGCCACAGUGCUUUAGACCAGCUGAGGAUCCAGCCCAAUGCAGUCUAUAUAAAGCCCCCAGAUUGUCCCAGUGCCACCCUGGCUAGUGAAACUGGGGGCUUGCUUCAUGCCAAGCAGGGUAAGCACCAGAGAGGGUGAAGAAAUGGGUCAGACACCUUGGGUUUGCCUCAGCUGUGUUUACAGGAGAAGUAUUUCCCAUUUACUUUGCAGGGAUAUAUGACCCCAUCAGUCCCACGUGUUGAACCUGAAAUUGCUGUAACUCAGCAGAGGUUGGCGGCAUCACCGUGGUGUAAAAUUCUCUCAAAAGCAAGAACCAAACUGCGUCCAAGUCUGAAUGUUGCUCUGACUUUAAGGUGCAAGUGAAUCCCUCCUUCCGAAAGUGAAUUGGAUGGUUUGUGCUGAGUUUUAGCCUGAUUUCAUAGGAAACCACUGACUUCGGCAGAUCUUUGUUCUCUAACCAUAAACAGACCCCUGUUCCCUGGCCUCAGGGAACUCAGCUUGGAAAUUGUACACAGCUCUGUUAAAAUGCUGUGAUGCCAAAGCCCGCUCAGUGAAGACCCCUUCAAAAAGAAAUGUUAUUUCUAUCCCUAAACCUGAAGCCAGUGCUUAUGGCCAGAUAACGCCCACCUCAAGCACAUACCCUAUGGUGACAGCAAACUUCGAUCAGAUAAUCCUGCUGACCACCGUGUGCUCAGAAGAACCUACUGACUAACACCAGGCUAUAGCUGCUGCUUUCUGCGUCACCAGUUUCCUCCUUAAAUUCUUUGGAUUAAAGGGGGAAAGCCUCAGAAAUAAUAUUCUGGACUACAUCCGAAUCUGCCCUAGAGCAUGUGUUAGGCAAGAAGUAUUGACUCCAUUUGCCAUGCAUCACUGGGGAAUCUCUAGACUGUCUUUCAAUGAGUUUCCUGAUUUGCCACUGAGGAAUGUGAUGGGUGCAACCGCUGCAGGCUGGGCUAGAUCCUGCGAACUCCCAAGACUUCAAAAAUUUUCUUACAUGGGACAUCAGCAGGACUGGAUCUGUUCUCAGCUGUUGUCUUGUACUGAAGAUCUUCUUGUUCAAGUUUUAAUCAACUGAAGGGAAAAGUAGACACCUCUGCAUCAAAUGGUUUUCAUUUGUUUCUCAGAAAUCUAGGAAUAGGGUUCUGUAGUGGUGCAGACAUUCAAAAACUGGGUUUUAGACUGGAUUUCUACUGACAGUAGCAAUGGACUGUGUCCAUGCAACUGGUUUGAUAACUACUUUGGAUCCCUCUUAGGGUCCCCUAAAAAUGUUGCUCCGUGUUUCGUUUCUGAAGACUAAAGGAUUGUGCCCAGCAAAAUGAGAGCACAGCUGAGAAAAACAGGGAGGGUGCUUCUCCCAGCUUCUCCUUGCUUCAGCCCAGUCCCUCCAAUGGCUGGUAUAACCUCUGUCAGCAGGAGAUAGCUCCCAAAAGACUGCUAUCAGGAGAACUGGCGUAUGAGGACAUUUCAGGGAAGGGAAGCAGAAUGGCUGUUUGCUAAACAGCAUCCCAGCACUGAUCCUUUACUUACCACAUCCACCUUCUUUCGAGCAUCGUUCGCUGCUCUGGUAUUCUUGGAGUUUCUGGCCACCGGGAUUUGUUAUAGACAUUUAAUGCUUCCUGGGACACGUUGCGAAAACGUCAUUGUUUUUUCCAUCAACCUUGUAACUGUAGAUGUUCCUAUGGCAGCUAACUACUCGUGGAGGCACGGUCGGGGAGCAGACAGCCGCAGACUCUGAGAGCAGCCAGCUCUGAUGUUGGCCAAGCAGGGGAUGAGUGGAGCAUUGAGCCCAGCACGUGGGAGUCUUUACUGAUUGUUCAGGGAAGUUAAAUCGUAUUUAAAACUCACCUAUUAAACAGAAAAAAAGAGUUUUAAUUUUAUCCUGCGCCGGCUCUUUUAUUUCCUCAGGUUUCAUUCUCCUCACCAUUUGUCUUUCAAUUUAUUGUUCUUCAGUGUUGUGUCAUUUAUCACACUCUGUCCUUUCGGAGAAGAUUAUAACCUGAAAUCUUUAUUCUAAAAUUACCUUGGGUGGUAAAUGCUUUCUUAUUUCUUUUAGCCUGCAGGUUGGGAAGAAAUAGGGGAUUGGGCUACUGUUGUCUGUUGCACUGAUUGCCUUCCAGAAAAGCUGGAGCUGAACUUCUUAGACAAUUUCUUAGGCAAGUGGAAAUGGACGGUGCAUAGUUUAAGUGGAUGGGAUGCGUGGAUUGUCACUUACAGCUUGAGCAGAGAUCAGAAGGAACUACUUACUCUUGCCUGGACUUCAUUUCAAUUCCGGAACAUUAGCAAGGCUUUGGAGUAAUGUACUUCAAAGGAGAUGUUGGAAACCCAAUCUCGCUGGGGUAAAAUAUCACUUUACUUUGCAAUAUAGAAGUAUAAGCCACUGGAAGGUUUUUUUUUUUUUUGGCCAGCCCCAGUUUUGAGUUAAAUUCAGAGCUGGUGCAACUUCCCAGAUACACCGAUGACACUGGUGAGGCCACAUCUUCUCCCUCCGCCUCCCCGGUUCUGAAUUUGGCAUCCAAGCCUGAAGUUUACUGUGUUAUCAGCUACAAAAGGCCACCACUAUAAAGUGCUGAACUCAUAAUUAAUUAUCCAAGACCAUUACCAAGGGCUGACGAGCAACCCUGCUGUUGCUUUUGGGCCGUUGGAUACUGAACUUCAGCACAUUCACACAGACUGCUUUGCUCCCACAAGAAGGGUGUGCAGGCACAUGUUAUUGGCCUCUCUUCAGGCAUAGGACCAAGGAUGAGCAUUUCUGGACCAAAAGUAGCGGGUUGCAGAGUGUGUGGUACCUGCCCAUCUUCAUCUGCUCUGGCUUCUUUUGAGCCUGCACUCAGUCAGGUUGAACAGAUCCAUGGGCAGGUCCCUGCUCCCUUCCCAACCCCCUCAGCACUUACCUUGACAGAAUCAGCCAAUUCCCAGUCUGCAGGCCCAAAGCACCAGUCUCUGAUGUUGGAUUAAAGCAUCAGCUUAGGGGAACGUCCGUGAUUCCCUGGCUGGUUGUCCUGCCUUCAUCCUGCUGUCGUGGAUGCUCCUCUCCCACCUUGAAGAAAAAUGCUCUCUUUAGUUUCAGAGCUCUUCCCUUUCCAGCUCAAAAACACAGCUCACAUCCACAUUCCCAUUUAUUUCUCAAUGCCAGGGUGACCAAACCGUGGCUUUUUCUACCUCUCAGAUGUGUGAUGGCCUCUCAGCUCUGACAAGGGUUUCAGCAGCUCCAGCUCCACCAUGUUAACCAUAUGCAAUAGCCCUUGAUAGUUUGGUCCUGCAGGGUGCAGAAAACCUCCUAGAAAUGCUGUGUGCCCUUAGUAACCACUGAAAUCAGGGCAAAUGGUUACACACCCUGUCCUUAGUGAUGCAUCUAGCAGAUGCAUGUCUUAGCUGAGAUGGCCUGACCCACAGUGUCAGAGGUAUUUGAAUGUCUGCUAGGAUUUACAAAGUUUCCAAUUAGGCACCUAAAGCAUAGUAAUAUUUCACUCUGCGUAAACAGCUAAUUUGCCUUAAACUGGAAAGUCACCAUUCCUUGGCUUUAACCUUCAACCUUUUGCAGUCCCCAGUCGUGUGGUGUGGAGCAAACACCACCUCAGCUCUUUGAAGGCAAACCAGAUAUUGUUGGGCUGCCAUAAUCAACAUUUGGUCACCUGAAAAGCCUGCCUUGGUCUUUUCAGGGCACAAAAUUGAAUUUGGCAGAGCUGCAGUGUCAUCUCAAUGUUUUAGAAGCUCAGUACCAUCAGGGCACUUCAAAUACUUUUUGAUUUUCUGGUGCAGUGUGUCUGGAAAAUGAUGAACGGAGACUGUUCCUUCCAUUUCCAAAUUCAAGUGCCAAAAGAGAAGAACAUGCUGCAACUGAACACCGUUAAAACCAGCUUUAUCACAUGUGGGUAAAUAUAGUCUCAAGGGCUCCAUUUUGGUGCUAAGAUAUGUCACGCUGUGUUUUCCAUUGCUUGGUAUUACAAAGCUGAUUCCCUGCUCCAGGAAAUAUUUUCUGUAAUCAGCAACAUCUUAAGCAUUAGGAUUUUAUUUUUUUUCUUGAGGCUGUAGAUUUUUUAACUGGGAUACACUGAACAAAUACACCCCCCCCCAAUCAUGUGAGUUUUGGAGAAGUUUUAUACAGUAUAUUUAUGGAAAAAGUCUUUCAAAAUAUGGGUGCAUGUAUAUUUUCCCCUCAGUAAUAGUCUUCAUCACAUCAGCUGACCCAGAACUAAGGGAAUCUGUUACUCAGGAUUUGAUCGAGAAGUGACCGAGGUUACGGGAAGGGCCCUCACAGAUGUGUGGGUUGUGGGACCAGGUCUUCACCAAAUUUUUUCACUUUGAAGUCAAAAAGUGUGCAGUUAAUUAACAUAACAUUUAAACACCUCCUUCUCCUAGCAGGCAGAAAUUCAGCUGAAAUCUGCCAGACUUAACAAGAAAGUGCUUGUGUCCUUAGGUGCUCAUGAACUCCCAAUAAAGGAGCAGAAGCAUUUAAUAUUCUCAUUUAUUCUUUGGUACAAUACUCCAGCAAGAAGUGCAAAUUAUCUUAAUGGCUGCAUUUAGAAUAUGAGCCAGUCAUCAAAGAUGAGAGUUUUACAGCCCAGUAGUCCUUUAAAUGUCAGCUGUCCUGCAGAAGAGUGGUUUUGCAAUGGUUUGGUGCCAUGCUGUGGAAUUCUCUUGCAGAAGUCAUGUGAACUGCACAAAAACAACAUGGGUCAUAGUUUUAAAUACUCAUGGCAUUUCUCUUGUUUUAGUCUUUCAUGUUAAUUCUUACCUUGAAAAACAUCUCAUGUUCCUGAUUUAAAACUCCAGCUUCUGUAAUGGCCCGUGGCACAGCAUACCAGCAAAAUACUUUUUUAUCUAUCAUCACACUAUAGAUGAGCACGGGGGCGUUUUGUUGACAAGCAGUUAGGUCAAGUGAGACAAGGAGAUCUUGCUUCAACACCUUGUUGAAGGAGUCAUCUGUGCAGCCCAAAGGGCAGAUGUUCCCCACCGCUCACUCUGGAGGGACCGACGUUUCCAGUGAUGCUCUUGCUGGAUAGGUCGCGUAGCCCAAGUAGCCCAAUACAGCAGGUCAAUUGCCGUGUGGCUACCUACCCACAGAUAUUCCUGGUCUUGAUGACUGCCAAGGAUGUGGGAGAGGAGAGGGAGGGUUUCAGUGAAGGAGAGAGGUUGGAGUUCUGGGCUUGAGAUGUCUUUGUUGAGGGGGACCUCUCACAACAGGGAAGCACAGCUAUGAUCCAUGAGCAUCAUUCCUGAAGGUUUCUCUGAGUCUUUUUCACAGCAAAGAUGCUUUGAGCCCCAACAGGGGCCAGGUGAGAAGAAGGAAGGAAGCUGGCAAUACACUCAGAGCUACAAUGCUGAAAGGUUCGUAUUUUGUUUUCCCUGUGGAAUUACAGAGAUUUGGCUCAGGUGGCUCUAGGCUCCGUGGCUGGAUAGUAGGGAAAAUCAGUCUUUCUUCCUUGUACCCAACUCCUGUACAUCUCGGUUUGGGGGGCUGAAGAACCCCCUCUUGCACCUUUCAGACCUCCAUAGGAACUGUCAGGGGCUAAAACUUGAGCUCUCUCUCGUAGAAAAAGGUGACAAUGCCCUGAGUUCAGGUUGUGGGUCUACAAAACACUCUGCUCUGUGUUACGAUGUGACAGGACUAAAAUGAUCAUUCCCAAGUCACCCCACCUGCUUGUUGCUGCUCCAGUCUCACUGGAGAUUAUGAACCUUAUGUCUGCUUAUAAAUGUAUGCAUUAAAUUUCCCAGUCCCUGUUCCGCCAUACCUGGUCAGGAUGUGCUGACACACGCAGUUAUUCCAGCAGCCUUCACCUUCAGGGACCUGUCUGCUAGAAAAUCCUCACCUGGGGAAUGGUAUCGUGACACUUUCAUGUACACAGGCAGGGAUGUCGAGUACAGCCAGGCAUUUGCUGCAAUAUGGUCCAACAGAGGUGAAAGUCUCAAGUGGAGGCUUUGAAGGGCGUUGAGUCUUCUCAUGUACCAUGGUAGGACAAGGCAAGCACUUAAACCCUCCUGUCUCCUGCGGAACAACAGAAACGAGCUCCACAACCAGCAGUUAUGGUCCAUUCGUGGUGAUGCACGUUGGAAACCUUUGAAUUGUUUUGCAUUCCAGUUUGUACUGAAGAUUUGAUUCAAACUUUGUGUAUAUAAUCCCUUUGGUGUGUUACAAAUAUGUAUGUGUGUGUAUAUAUAUAUAUAUGUAUAUAUAUGUGUGUGUAUAUAUAUAUACAUAUAAAUUAACCAAUGCUGGUGUUUUUACUUUUUAAAGUUCACAGGGCAAAGGGCAUGUUGUUAGUUUGCUGUAAGAUUCUAUUCUGUAUAUAUGUUUUCAUGUAAAUAAGUGAAAAUCUAUAUUCAGAGUUAUAUUUUAAUUUUUAUUCAAAAUUAAAUAAAUCCCCUUUUUACUUGAAACAAUUGUAAGCCACGUUGUUAAUAAAGUGACAAUAAAUCAUA